GCUUGCUGCCGGGGUAACGGAGUUUUGGGGCUGCCGGCAGAGGAGGAUCUCCCGCCAUUUUUCAAUAAGGGAUUUGUACGCGCUGUUGAAUUAUUUUCACGGUCACUCAAUUGGGUCACUGCGCCAAUUCUGUCCAGGCAAAGAGUCCGAGAUUACUUGUGUACCCCUUGGAAUCAUAGAAAAAUCUGUGACGAAGCUGCCGAGCCCGUCCUUCCUUGUCGCCCGCCGUGGGACCCAUGGCUCUACCGGCCGCUUGAGAGGCACACACAAAGCCGAGGAGUAAUACGGCAGAGGGCCCGUCCGCCUUCCACGUUCAGUCAAGUUCAUCGAGUCAGCGCUUGUGAUUUUUUACGGAGUGUAUUGGAGCCAAAAGCAGUUGUAGUCUGUUGCAGCACCCCUUUGGUUUUCCCAUGGCACCUCUGCUGGGCCGGAAGCCAUAUCCGCUGGUGAAGCCUCUGACUGAACCGCUAGGCCCUGACGAAGAGGUGUUCGUUAUCGAGCACUCGAAGGAGGCCUUCAAGAACAAAGAGGAGUAUGAGGCUCGCCUGCAGAGAUAUAGUGAGCGUAUCUGGACAUGCAAGAGUACUGGCAGUAAUCAGCUGACUCAUAAAGAAGCUUGGGAAGAGGAACAGGAAGUCACUGAAUUGCUGAAAGAAGAGUUUCCUCCUUGGUUUGAAAAGCCUGUCCUAGAGAUUGUCCACCACAACACCAUCUCACUGGACAAACUUGUUGACCAGGCAUGGGUGGAAAUUCUUACCAAGUAUGCUGUAGAUGAAGAGUGUGAUUUUCAGGUUGGAAAAGAUAAAAGCCUUAGAGUCAAAGUGGUGAAAGUCCACCCUCUUGAGAAAACAGAUGAAGAAGCAGCAGAAAAAAAACUUGAAGGAGUUUGUGAUUCUCCCUCAAGUGACAAGGAGAACUCUAGUCAAGAAAAUCAGAGAAAAGACACUCAUAUCAAAGAGGAAGAGAACCGCAGGGAAAGUCUCAGUGAUCGUGCACGUCGUUCUCCUCGAAAGCUUCCCACCAGUAUGAAGGAGGAAAAGAAAAAAUGGACGCCACCUAAAUUCCUUCCACACAAAUAUGACGUGAAACUGAUUAAUGAGGAUAAGAUAAUCAGUAAUGUACCAGUGGACAGCCUAUACCGCACUGAGCGCCCCCCUAACAAAGAGAUCAUGCGUUACUUUAUUCGCCAUUAUUCUUUGCGACUGGGAACAGGAGAAAAUGCACCUUGGGUGGUUGAGGAUGAGCUUGUAAAAAAGUACUCUCUCCCAAGCAAAUUCAGUGACUUCCUUCUGGAUCCACACAAGUACAUGACACACAACCCCUCUGCAAAACGUAAGAGUUUAAGUUCAGUUGACAGGAAAUCUUCGAAGAAGCAAAAGGGAGAUGAAUCUGGCAGGGAUAUGGAUGUUCUAACUGAAAAGGGAGACAAAAAGAAAAAGAGGAAGAAAAAAUCCAUUGGGCCUCCCCUCAGCCCAACACUCUGGGGUCAUAUGCAGGUGAAAAAGACCAUGAAUGGCUCUCCCUUGAAAGUAAAGAACUCUGAUGGUGCCAUUAAAGACUCUAGUGACACAGAAGAUGAUGAAAAUAUUGGAUUAAUUAUUAAUCCAGACCACUUGGGCAACAAAAAAAGUAUGAAAACUAUGAAAAAACGAGAAAAGAAGUCCAAUGGAGACAAGCAGAUCAAACACAAAAAAGGAAACGGCAAACUUCUUAGCGGGCAGAAAAGUUUAAAGACCGCCAAGAGGCCCAAAAUGAAACAGAUGACACUUCUGGACAUGGCCAAGGGCACACCAUCCCGUAGCCCUCAAAAGAAGUUCAAGAACUCCUCUGGGGGCACCCCAAAACUGGGAAAGCCUCUGCCACCCAUGGCAUUACACCUUCUCAGAUACUACAAAGAAAACAAAGGUAAAGAGGAUAAGAAAAAUGCCUUGUCCAGCUUGCUGUCAAAGGCAGCUAAAGUCUUGACCCCAGAGGAUCGGGGUAGGCUCCCAGAAGAUUUACGUGAACUUGUCCAGAAACGCUGGGAGCUUCUGGAGCAGAAAAAGCGUUGGGCAGCCAUGACGGAUGAGGAAAAGCAGGAUGUUAUAAAAAAGAAAAGGCAGGAAAUCAAAGAAAAGCUGAGAGAAAAGGCUAAAGAGCGCAGAGAGAAAGAAAUGCUGCAACGGUUGGAGAAGCUACGGCGAUAUGAAGACCAGGAGUUAACUGGUCAGCCCUUGCCAACGUUCAAGUUGGUGGACAUGCCAGAAGGGCUGCCCAAUACGCUCUUUGGAGAUGUUGCCAUGGUUACAGAUUUUCUGAACUGCUUUUCAGGCUUGCUUAUGCCAGAUGAUCAGUAUCCCAUCACGGCAGCAGCACUUAUGGAAUCUCUUUCCUCCGAGAGGGGUGGCUUUCUAUACCUUAAUCGGGUACUUGUAAUUCUCCUUCAGACCUUGCUUCAGGAUGAACUAGCAGAGGGCUAUAGUGAACUAGGUAUGGUCCUUUCAGAGAUCCCCCUUACUAUGCACUCUGCUUCAGAAUUGGUUCGCCUUUGUUUACGCCCUUGGGAUGCACAUGAUGAAAGUGGGGAAGGUUCUUCCUCUGAAGAUCGAGCACUUGUUGGCUUUGAUGAUGAGAACUAUGAGUUCUUAGAGAAGCUGGAAACGAUGGAAGUCUUUGAGCUGACUCCUCAAGAGAAAGUUAGUCUCCUAGUUGCACUGUGCCACCGCAUACUGAUGACCUACUCGGUUGAGGACUAUGUUGAUUCUAUGCAGCAACGCUCUGUGGAACUCUGGAAAGAGAGGCUUGCUACACUUAAGGAGGUCAAUGAUCGUAAGAGAGCUGAAAAGCUACGUCGGAAAGAAAAUAUGGAAGCAAAGGUAGAUGGAGGAUGGGUGAAAGUGGAAGGAGGUGCCAGUACAGGAUCCGUUGGCACAAUGGGAAAAACUGAUAAAAAAAAACAAGCAGCUUCUGCUGGGGAAAAAAAGGAUUCUGCUAAACCUAAAGUAGAGGGUGCCAUACCAAAUCAGGAGCCAGAAGACAUGAUCAGCACUGUCAAAAGCCGUCGUCUACAUGCCAUUCAAGCAAAGAAAGAAAAGGAAGAGCAGGAAAGGCAGAUAAAAGAACGUCAAGAAAAGGUAGCAGAAGAUGAGAGAAAUCGUAAGCAAAAAGCUGCAGCUGAAAAGGCUUUUCAGGAAGGUAUCACCAAAGCAAAACUUGUGUUGCGUCGUCUGCCACUAGGUGUUGACCGCAACCACAAUCGCUACUGGCUCUUUUCUGAUGUUAUCCCAGGCCUUUACAUUGAGAAAGGAUGGGUACAUGAUAGCAUUGAUUAUAGCUUCACACUGUCUCCAGAGGAGAUAAAGGAAGAGGAACAAGAUAACGAAGAUAAAGAGAAUGACAACAACGAUACUAUUGAUAGUAAUAUGCAAACAGCAGCUCUUGUUGCUUUGGAUGUAUGCAUAGAGACCACGGUGCCGAAACAAGGGCAGAACCUCUGGUUCUUGUGUGAUACCCAGAAAGAGCUGGAAGAGUUGGUGGAAAGUCUUCAUCCCCAAGGAGUUAGAGAGAGUGAUCUCAAGCAGAGACUACAGGAAAAGUUUCAGGACAUCCUGCACUCCAUGUUCUUGGCUCGCAAGCCUAGUCCAGGUCUCAAAACUUGUGAUGGCCAUCAGGAGCUACUGAAGUUUCUACGUAGUGACAUUCUUGAAGUGGCAUCUCGUCUUCAGAAGGGAGGCUUGGGUUACAUGGAUGACACCAGUGAGUUUGAAGAGAGGGUACGAGCCAUUGAAAACCUCAGAGACUUUGGAGACUGUAUUAUAAUUCUACAGCAAAGUGUUAUUAAGAAAUUCCUCCAAGGUUUUAUGGCCCCUAAGCAGCAGAAGAAGAGGAGACACGGUGGAGAUGACAGCAGUAAAUCGGAGGAGGUUGAUGAGGACAAGAAGCUGGCGGAAGAGGCUAGAGUCGCUUCAGCAGUGGAAAAAUGGAAAACCAUGAUCAGGGAGGCCCAAACCUUCUCUCGAAUGCAUGUUCUUCUUGGCAUGCUGGAUGCGUGCAUCAAGUGGGACAUGUCAGCUGAAAAUGCCCGUUGCAAAGUUUGUCGGAAGAAAGGUGAGGAUGACAAGCUCAUUCUCUGUGAUGAAUGUAACAAGGCCUUCCACCUUUUCUGUCUGAGACCUGCACUGUACUCAAUUCCUGAUGGAGAGUGGUUGUGCCCAGCCUGUCAGCCUUCUGUGGCACGUCGUUGCUCUCGUGGAAGAAACUACAAUGAGGAUAUGAGUGAGGAGGAAGAAGAUGAGGAGGAAGACGACGAGGAUGAGGAUGAGUUGGAAGAGGAGGAAGAGGAGUCUGAUGAGGAUCAUAAGGUGGCUGGUUUCAGUUUGAGGUCUCGUAAAACUGCCAAGAAUAAGCAGACAACAACCUCCCGAGGACGCAAGCCAGGACGCAAACCCAAAAAAAUCUCCCCUCAAAACCCUCGAGGUGUACGGCAGAGGGGCAGCCCAGGCAGCCAGGCCGACAUUGAUGAAUUGGUUCGGCAAGGUACUAGACAUGGGGUUCGCAGGCAAGUUCUGGAGAUGCAGAAAUGUGAAGAGAUCCUUUGCAAACUGGUGAAGUUCAGGUUCAGCUGGCCAUUCAGAGAGCCUGUUUCUGUUGAGGAGGCUGAAGACUACUUCGAUGUCAUCUCGCAUCCUAUGGACUUCAAGACCAUGCAAACCAAAUUCACUGAUAGAGAGUACCGCCACCCAACUGACUUCAUCGAUGACAUAAAGUUGGUGUUCUCAAAUGCAGAGGAGUACAAUGAAUCGGGAAGCCAUGUCCUGUCCUGCUUGGCUAAAACUGAGCAGUGCUUUGUAGAUUUGCUCCACAAGCACCUUCCAAACCAGAACUACUUGCGCCGCAGACAACGCAAGCGAGUUAGUGAAGCAAACAAACACCACGAGGAAGAGGAGGAGGAUGUAGACAGUGAAAAAGAAGACACUCCAAAAGCAAAGAAAAGGAAGCGUCGAAUCUCCAAGUUGAAGGAGAAAUACAAAGACGAUGAAGACGACAGCGAGCAAGGUAUCCGGAAACCACGGCAAAGCAAGAGGGCUGCUGCUGCAUCUCACAAGAGCUAUAUUGAAAUUGAUGAGGACGAUGAAGGCGAGGCAAGUUACAGUGAACCAGAGGUGCCCCAGAAAAUCAGAAAAGGCAAGCGUGGCAGACCACCGCGACAACCAGUUGUCACUGAAGUGGUCCCCGAGAAUGAGCAGAACAGCGAGAGAAAUCACUUGGGCAAGCGGGAGAGGGAAGAAGAUGGAGAGGACAGUUCUGAUGAGCACAGGCCUACACAACAUUCCAAGAGACAGAAACGCUGAGCAUGCUGGGGCAUGCAGCCUUCCUGUGUAAUUGUCCAGCAUUUUGAGUAAAAUGUGUCCACUUCCCUUUGGGACUGAAGGGUUCCACGAGUGAAGGCCUAAACUAAACCCUAUUUUUUUUUUUUUUUUUUUCUUUUGGGGGAAUCUAUUUGUUUACUUGGACUGCAGAGGCAGCAGAGCAGCCUGGACUGCUUGUUACAAACACUUGGAGCUCUUUUUGCCGAAGGCUUUUUUUAUAUAAAUAUAUAUAUAUACAUAAACAUAUUAGUGGGCUGUUUUCUCCCUUGUGGGGGAGGUUUUUGAAAUUCUGAAUUUUUUUUUUUUUCUUUUCCCCUCUCCCAAUCCUCCCCUUUUUUUAAAAUAACCCCCUUCAGUCUCCAGAAAGGUGUAAUGUGCGGCCUAAGGCUUGUGCGAGUUUGGGGAAGUUAAACUGCUCCACUCUUCAAUGUUGUAUUCAUAAACUUGAACAGCAGGCGUUUUGUUGGAAAGUUGUGCACACUGCUCUCUGCGUCCAAAGUUCCGGCCUCCUGUCAGCACUGGUCCUCUGAGAACGUUGCCUUCAUUUCUUGUCGCGAAAAUAUCAGUACCUAGUGGUCCCUCCCUGCACCAAUGUGGACAAUCUUAUUUGUUUUUUUUUGUUUAGUUUUUUUGUGAUGCCAUCACAGUAUAGUCUACUGUGAAUCGGGUAGCCUCUGUCGUGUACUUGACAUUUCACUCUCCAAGCAGCCUUUCAUUUUGGCUCAUAUUUGAGUUUGUGCUGCUCUGUUGAAUUAUUGCUUUGGGCUCCUCCUGGCCUAAAGCACUUCUCUGAUGGUCACUUUUUAAACCACAAAAUGUUCCUGCCACAGAUCACUUCAUGAGUGGCGUUGCUUUUGGCCGGCUGAGGGUCAUGCUGCUGUUCAACAGCAGAGGUCGCUGUUGGCCAGUGAGCUGCUGAGCUUUGCGAGGCGGUUCUCGAGCUGGAAGUCCAGUAGGCACACAGCAGUAGCUGGAUGUGGUGCAGAGUCCUUGCUAAGAACAGGGUUGGGGUCGGGGAGCAGGUAGGAGUCUUUAACUUUCCAGCUCUUUUGAUCGGUGUAUUACUUCAAACCUCAGCGUCCACCUUUUUUGGGUAGUUUGUAAUGCUCAACUUUUGAAGUAAAAAUGGAAAAACAAACAAAAAAAAAUUCCUAUUUGUGGAAUCCUUUUUAAUAAAAGAAAAAAAAUAAAUAAAAUGCUGUGCAGUCUUGGCUGUUGUCUGUGUGAACAGCGGGCCAAGGUGCCAUUGUUGCCCUUACGGA
Molecule: messenger RNA, 6610 nt
Organism: Polypterus senegalus (gray bichir)
Lineage: Eukaryota; Metazoa; Chordata; Cladistia; Polypteriformes; Polypteridae
Gene: baz1b
Product: bromodomain adjacent to zinc finger domain, 1B
Exons: 20
Coding region: 411-5330 (1639 amino acids)
Biological process (GO): chromatin remodeling
Cellular component (GO): WICH complex
Molecular function (GO): histone H2AXY142 kinase activity; protein binding
Source: RefSeq, a predicted model, not a curated record